Molecule: messenger RNA, 867 nt
Organism: Macrosiphum euphorbiae (potato aphid)
Lineage: Eukaryota; Metazoa; Arthropoda; Insecta; Hemiptera; Aphididae
Source: the annotation of a GenBank genome assembly
AUGUCUUCUUUUUUAAAAGAUAUAGUGAGAAAAUGGAAUUUAGAGAAUUUAGUGACAAUGGUUGUAAGCGACAAUGCAUCAAACAUCAUUGCAGCAAUUAAAUUAUGUAAUUGGAGAAGUCUAGGAUGUUUUGCUCACAGCAUAAAUUUAGUAGUUGAAUCAGGUUUGAAAUAUAAGGAUGUGAAGAGUAUAAUUGCAAAAGUAAAGGCAAUUGUACAAUAUUUCAAACAGAGUAGCCAAGCUUUAAUCCGUCUUAAUGACAAUCAAGUAAAAGGAGGUCAUCCCAUACUAAAAUUAAAACAAGUUUGUCCAACCAGGUGGAACUCUACAUAUGAUAUGAUAAAUAGGAUUUUAAAAAUAAAGGAGCCAGUUUUGUCCACAUUGGCAGUCAUAAAUAAUGAUCUUAAUAAUAUCACCAACUAUGAAUGGAAUAUUUUAGAUCACCUAUGCAAAUUAUUAAAAAUAUUUUAUGAUAUAACAAAUGAAAUAAGUUGCGAAAAAUUUGUAUCCAUAUCUAAAGUUUUAAUAUUUUCAAAAGCAAUGUCCAACUAUGUCUUAGUUUACUGCAAUGAUCAGAGUAUGCCAUAUGAAAUAAAUUCAGUGGCAAAUAUAUUACAUACAAAAUUACAACAAAGAUUCAAUCAGUUUGACGAUAAUGAUGUAGUCAUACAAUCAACCCUACUGGAUCCGCGAUUCAAAAAACAAGGGUUUGUAAAUGACAGAAAGUAUGAAAUUGCCUAUGAGUCUCUGUCACGUAAAGUUCAAGGAAUAUCUAUUGGGAAAGAUAGUCAAGAACCAGAGAUCAAUACACCAUCAGUGAACCUGCUGGAUCUGAAACAAUUUGGAAAGAUUUUGAUAGCAAAGUGA